Molecule: messenger RNA, 8470 nt
Organism: Anguilla anguilla (European eel)
Lineage: Eukaryota; Metazoa; Chordata; Actinopteri; Anguilliformes; Anguillidae
Product: apoptosis regulator Bcl-2-like
Exons: 2
Coding region: 930-1622 (230 amino acids)
Biological process (GO): negative regulation of intrinsic apoptotic signaling pathway; extrinsic apoptotic signaling pathway in absence of ligand; intrinsic apoptotic signaling pathway in response to DNA damage
Cellular component (GO): mitochondrial outer membrane
Molecular function (GO): protein heterodimerization activity; protein homodimerization activity
Source: RefSeq, a predicted model, not a curated record
CAUAAAUCGCGAGCAGAGGGAGUGAGAGAGUGAGAGCACUUCCAGUCAGGGAUUUUCUGCUUGCACUGUACAUGACAGAAGCGUCAUUGUAGUUUUUUGCUGUCUGGGGGCAAGCAUAUGGAUACUGGGUUAUCUGGAUUUAAUAUCCGUUACGACAUUGUAUUGGUUUUCACCGGUUUCCCUGGCACGUUUUUUUGUUUCUGGAAUAAACAUUUCGAAAGCUUGCUUGCCAGCAAAUGCUUUCUCUUCCGUCUUUUCUGAGGCUCUGCAAAUGUCAGUGGAAUAAUAUAACCCAGGAAGGGAAGCAGUGUUUCUGCAGUUUUCUUCAAAAAUACGUGAUAAAUAAUUUCGUCUGAUGCAUCCAAGACAGACACGCAGUUUCCCGAUGCUUGACUUUGAGGAAGAUAUAUUUUAAAGGAUAUCCAAAACUUGCUACUUUUCCAAGGAUCUUUGCUCGCUGCUGAAAGGGGCGUAUCGUUAGCUAAGAUCAAGCAUUCCUGACGCUUUUUUUAUUCUACAGCGGCAGACCACGUUCCUUGUCUGCACCAUGCUGUAAGUUCAUUUGCUGCUGAAAGUUGAAGUGAAUGGUGCAGUUUUGCAGCUCUACCACGAGCCGUUUCCUUAAUUAUAUUUAUGUGUUUGUUAUUAUUUUGCGUAUUUAAGAAUAGAAAGGCAUCGAUUUAUACUAAGACAACAUUGCUCCGUUCACUGCCGUGCUUUCUUUGAAGGUCAGAAAUACAACGCAGUUAAGCACUGUGAAAUAUUAUAUUGAUUCUUUUUUUAAUCGUCGUAACAAUUCGAAUAGCCUACUAUUUGGUCACUUUGUUCAUUCAAAUAGUUUGAAUUGAGCACCUUACUCGUGGAGCCAUGGACAUGUAUUUUGUGUGAAACUAUUGGUACAGGCUUUGUCAAACCUUUCCUAUACCGUGAUGGCAAACGAGAGUCCCUACGAUAAUCGGAAUAUAGUGGAAAAAUACAUAUAUCACAAACUAUUGAAAAAGGGGUAUGUAUGGGAAUUCCAAGAGGCCGGGGAAAACGAUUCUCCAAAUAACGGAUUAGCGGAUAUCUCCCCCUCCAACUCUCAAGUUCUGGCACGGCGAACCCAAGCUGCCACGGAUGGAGAGAACGUUUCCCCUUUUCCCAACCGACUCCAGCAACCCGACCCUCACGCCGCUCUGCAUCGUGUUUUGCGUGAAGCAGGGAAUGAAAUUGAAAGGAUGUAUCUUCGGGACUUUGCUGAAAUGUCAGACCAGUUGCAUUUCACACCAAACACGGCACAACGCAAGUUUACAGCGGUCGUUGAAGAACUGUUCAGCGAUGGAGUGAACUGGGGUCGGAUCGUGGCGUUCUUUGAGUUUGGAGGAACUAUGUGUGUGGAGAGUGUGAACCGCGAGAUGACGUCCCAGGUCGAUAGCAUUGCACACUGGAUGACGGAUUAUCUGAAUGGACCCCUUCACAUCUGGAUCCAAGAGAAUGGUGGCUGGGAUGCCUUCGUGGAGCUGUAUGGUCAGCAGAGAGAGUCAGUGUUCCACUGCUCCUGGCCGUACAUAAAGACGGUUUUUGGCUUGGCUGCCCUGGGGGCCGCGGGAGUCACCAUCGGAGCCUAUUUCACACAGAAGUGAAGAAGCCCAGGAGCUCCGUUGUCUUUCGAAGCACCACGCUGAAGAGCACCGGCCACCGGCCGUCACCCGGCACUCUCUCUCACGCACGCACACGCGCACACACACACGCGCAAGCACACAGCCCUUCCAAGCCUUCAGUGAUCUGACAUAGUCUCUGAAGCCUGCUGUGGCACAUACUGAGAAAGCAAAACACACACAUACAUACAUACAUGAAAAAGCAAAUUCACUGCCUUUAUGAAAAUGUUGCAAAAAAAGAAGAAAAGAAUAUGAAAAAAGUUAAGGGUUCUGUUGAACCAUGUGGUCAUGGGUUUUGAUGUGUUUUGUACUAUUUUUAGCAUGAGUCUGUGAUACAUGUAUGUAACUCUGGUGUGAAUGUACAUACUCUCUUACUCUUGGCCUUGCAGAGGGACUGUAGCAUGGCGGUUCUCCGUGCAUUCCCGCUCAUGGGAGGCUCAGGAGUUGCUGUGACUCUCCUUGUGGAGCUAAGUCAGAAAGUUUAGGUGCGGAGCGGGGGGGCCUGUUUGAACCUGGCGGUUCCCCCGUAGAGGACUCCGAGUUGAACGGCACAGAUGUUCUGAAUUUAUCAUUAAAGGGCUUGUUUCCGAUUUGCUGCAUGGAAAUGCCCAUAAUUUUCAAGUACAAAGAGCAUCGCUAAACUUUCCACGUUGGCUUUUGUGAGAGUUUUCAAUAACAGAACCCUCCUCUUUCUUACAUUUUUUUUUCUUUGUUGGUGUCAUCAUAGACAGUUCAUUUCUUUCAGAGUUUGGGAAGCGCUGCUUUACUCUCAAAGUUUCUGGGAUUUCUUCAUGCAUUACUUGAAUGUAUCUGUGCCAGUUUGAAACUCCUAGCUGGGUUCCCUCUCUCCUAACUCACUCACUUCAUGCGUUUUUGACCCGACUAACACAAAGUCCUGUUGAUCUGGACUGAUUUGUUGGAGUGGGAAGAUGACCAGCCAAUAAGCAAAAGGAGGAAAGUGAAGGACCAAUGCCCGCAAGAAGCUUCUGCGUUUUUUUCCUGCUGAGCAAUCUUAAAGAAAACCCCAUAGUUUUAACAUAAUUUUAAUAAUGAAUCUUCUGAAAUACUCAAAGCAGACUUGUGGAGACAGGCUAACUUACCAUUAUGCCGGAAACAUACCCUACGCAAGUACGCAAACGCAAAUGACAAUGCCUGAUUGUACAUACUUAAUGUGCGCUCUUAUGUCCAAGUGGAGGUAUUAAACCCGAGUGCUCAAGCGGGCAAUCCAGGACAGUUGUGAAAGAAAAAAUCACAAUUUGAAGGGGCUAUAAUGCCCCUUGCUGCAAUGCUUGAAGAAUUGCAUUAUUUCAGGUGACCCAUUUUAGAAUGCGACAGCGUGUUUAGAAACCAACUUUGCGUAGCUCAAAGCGUACUUACGUAGGGUUUGUUGCGGGCCUUAGUACUCAAAACAAGCUAGUAGAGCCAGGCUAACCUUACCAUUAGUGCUCAAAACAUACUAGUGUGGCCAAGCUAACCUUAACAUUAGCACUCAAAACAAACUAGUGGAGUCUGGUUGACAUUACCAUUAGUGCUCAAAACAAACUAGUGUAGCCAAGCUAACCUUAAAAUUAGCACUCAAAACGAACCAAUGGAGUCAGGCUAACCUUAAAAUUAGCACUCAAAACGAACCAAUGGAGUCAGGCUAACCUUACCAUUAGCACUCAAAACAAACCAAUGGAGUCAGGCUAACCUUACCAUUAGCACUCAAAACGAACCAAUGGAGUCAGGCUAACCUUACCAUUAGCACUCAAAACAAACCAAUGGAGUCAGGCUAACCUUACCAUUAGCACUCAAAACAAACCAAUGGAAUCAGGCUAACCUUACCAUUAGCACUCAAAACGAACCAAUGGAGUCAGGCUAACCUUACCAUUAGCACUCAAAACGAACCAAUGGAGUCAGGCUAACCUUACCAUUAGCACUCAAAACAAACCAAUGGAGUCAGGCUAACCUUACCAUUAGCACUCAAAACAAACCAAUGGAGUAAGGCUAACCUUACCAUUAGCACUCAAAACAAACCAAUGUAGUCAGGCUAACCUUACCAUUAGCACUCAAAACAAACCAAUGGAGUCAGGCUAACCUUACCAUUAGCACUCAAAACAAACCAAUGGAGUCAGGCUAACCUUACCAUUAGCACUCAAAACAAACCAAUGGAGUCAGACUAAACUAAAAAGGCAACAAAAUGAGACCAUCAGUAAGGCUCUCUUUUUCAGAACCAGGUGAGUCUGGAUUUGGGAUUUAAGAAGGUAGUGAAGGUGGGUUUGAUAGGAGAGAAUUGGGGGGGGGGAGUGAGGGUAGUAGAGGGGUUGCUGGAUAAGGUGGAUGCCUGAGACAGAGGACAGAGAAAGCGAUUGAGAGGGAGGGAAGGAGGGAGCGAAAUAGGGAAUGCAGACAGCUGCUAAUCAUCACGUUGCAGGCCCUGAUUAUGGAAAUGUGAGCAGACGAGAGCCAACCAGAGAGAACAGGGUGUUUAUUGAGCCCCGCUCCAGAUGAGGUUCAGGGGCUGACCUGGGACGGGUCCACAGUAAGCCCGCAGAGCUUCUGUCCACAGGUGCUCUCCGUCUGCCCCUCCCUCCGCUUCCCUUUAUCUUCCCUCCUUCCUGUCUUUGCGAUAGCGUCUCUGGUUUCAGGCCAGGCUCCCAGGUUCACCAGCGCUGUCCUUACCUGGGCGAUGCUGCUUCGGCCAAUAGCUGAAGGUUUCCAGCGGCCCAGCCCACCCAUUUGCCAAACGCCCCCUGUGAGCCCACAACCCCAGCUUCACUGCAUCUGUUCCUGAUAGACCUGGUCACCAACUCAAAUAUCAGACACUAUACCUGGUUUGGGCUACUGGUUCCAGCAGGGCUGAUCCACAGGCUCGACUGUGUCAGCGAUCCCCGUCUCUCUGGCACUCGGGGCUGACCUGGCCUCGCCGUUUCUGCCUGGUGCUGGCAAUUUCCUUUGUUAUCAUCACUAAACGCUUGUUUGGGUGCUGCGAGAGGGCGAUUCGGACCCAAGGCUUCGCAGGAAGGUCGGAACGAGGUCAGGGUUUGAUUGCGAAACCUUGCUGCUUUCUCUUCUCUUUUUCUCUCCCUGCUGUAGACAGUUUGUGGGGGGGGGGGGGAUGUGGACUGCGGUGGGGGGGUUGUUUUACCGGAUGAGCCCAGACAGACAGACACCUGCUGCUGUGGGAUGGAUCUGUCCCAGUGCAGCCGGAGCAGGAAACAUAAUCCCGCCGCGCGCCUGGCCUGUCUGCGCCGCUUCCGCCCCGGGGACGGCCUGAUCGAUGGCCUGGUCUCUAAUAGCAACGGGGCCAGGCCGCGGAGGAGAGGGGCGCCGGGCACUGUCCCAUUUCGUGUGGUCGCUCCCUGGGUGCCGCACGCUAAUAUGGUUACUGUUUUGUUUCGGUUUUUUUUUUUACAUCAUGCGUGUUACUCGUCGACAGAGUCACGGUUGAUGCUGGCAGAUGUUUGGUGGGUAUGGCAGCGCGUGUGAGCUUGGGCGGCGGUUCUGAGUUCUUCUCCUUGGAGGGUUCUGGCGGUUCAGGGCUUUCGAGCGCAGGCGUUUCCGCAGGACCGGGCCUGUCUGUGGCCUCGUCCCCGCUCUCACUGUCUGACUUGGUUUAACUUCUCACUUCCUUUAAAUCAUAUUUCUGAACAUUUCUUUAAAUCCCAGCUGAAAGUUACAUUUGCUAUACUUAAGAGUAAUUUGUGCUUUUUUGUUGUGUUUUUGGGGGGUUGGGAGGGGGAUGGGGGGAUUAGACAGGUUAAUUAUUGGAGGAAAUUACUCUCUAUCUGGGAGUGGAAUUUUACACAAUAAUUUUUCUUUCUGUGUGACUUGACUGUGCAUGAAUUUGACUAAUAGACUGUUUGUAUUUCUUACUGUUCCUCAGUCACCUUAUAGCAAUGAUAGCACCGUCAAAGACAGUAGAUGACUAAAUAUACCACUUCAUUCUGUUUCCCCAGAAUUUAAAUGGUGUGGUCAUGUUUUUUUCUCUUGCUGUUGUUUCUGCAUUUAGUGUAGCUAACUGAUGUCUUGCGACAUUUUAUCACUGCCCAUCACUUCUUACAAGUUUACAUCUGCGUAUCCACAUAUUAUGGAAAGUAUAAAAAAAUGAUAUACAUGUUAACUAAGGUUUGCCGAGCUCCUUGUUUAUGUGUUUUAAUUUAUUUUAAGGUACCAAAAUACGCAUUAACUUCUCUGACAGCACCAAACUAUGGAACGUGAGCACUUACUCUGGAUAUUCACUUAUGAGAUGGAGGCGGGAGGUGCUGGACACAUGGAAGUCUCCCACAGACUGUUCUGAAAUAUUAUUUUUUGUUUGUGAGUCUUGGAAUUCGCACUAUAGCAAUGAGUAGUUAUUUGCAGCUGCUGAUAUAAAUGAACAACAUUGACUGCGUCUUUAGGACGAAAAAGGAUGAAGACAGGUGUUUUUUUAUAAUGUUUAAAGCUGCUGCUUACGAUGUGGAAUUACAGCUAAAAUACUGCCACCACCGGAGCAUUGUGUCUGUCCUUACUGUUCAGGAAAAAAAAAAACAUACAUACAAAAAAAACAAAAAAACAAAAACAAAAACAUGAUGUCUCAUAGACGUAACCUCUUGUACCCAAAUGUUUCCUGCUUUUUCUUCAAAAGCAAUAUAAUGGCAAGGGGGGGGGGACUUGAAGGAAGAGGAGAGCUUCGCAACUGACGCCUUUUAUUUCCAUGGAAUGAAUCAACGAGGAAAAAAGACUCAAGUGUUACGACGUGGGUCACGGACACUGGAGCAGUGCUGCGCUCUUCUAAGGAGGAUCUUUUGUCGAGGGGCGAGGCGGUGCUCUCUCUGAGCGGGAACUCUUCACUGAACGGAGAGGCCGUGCACUAAAGGAUGCAGGCAGGAACCUUGUUUUGGCGUCCUUUACAGGGAGAAGGAUGCACACACCCAGACACAGGGACCCAGUGAAAAGGGGUCUCGUGGUGGAGUCCGCCCCUUGCCGCUGCGCGGUUUGUGUUCUUGGAAGGGGGGGGGGGAGGGGAUGAAAGAAAGAGCUACGUGUGCAGAAAGAAUCUCUGAACCUUUUUAUUUCAUUUUAAACUUUAUUUCUCUCCUACUUCAAGGAUGUGACUACAUUCUGUUAAGAGGGAGCCUUCAGAAAGAGAGAGGGGUGUGAGGAAUUCCAUAGGAAGGGUUGUUACGAUGGGCGAUGAUGAUAGAAGAUGUACAUAUGUAUAAAGGUGAAUGUAGAGCAUGCUGAUUGGUCUCUUCAGAAUAUAAAGUGGCCGGGCCAUCGAAGGGCAGUCUUCAGGGAGGUGUCGGCUGGCCCAUAGCUAUCUCUUUAAACAGCAGCCGUAGUUUUGUAGUUUCAGCCGCGACCCGCGGUUCGGGUCACGUGUUCUGUCGCGCGUCGGCCCUGUCUCGUCAAAAACGUCCGCAUUGAUGAAUGUCGAGUGUUUCGUCUUACGCAAACUGAUUUAGUCAAGCAUUUAAAAAAAAAAAAAAAAAAAAAUUGCCUCAGUUUGUGUUGCUGCACUUAAGACGCCGAUCUGUUCCGAUUCAUAGCUUCUGUCCUCCUUUUUGAGUUUGUGUUUUUUGUAUUCGUCCCAUUACAUUGUCUAUGACUGGAUUAAAAUGGGCUCCCUUGAGUUGCCUUUCAUUUGCACAUGCAAGCAGGUAUAUUUAAAACAGAUUAGCUAUGACCGGCUAUCUUAAAGUAGCAUUCAGAAACUGUCAUACAUGUUUUUUGAAAUUUUUGACAGCCGUCUCCCAUAAUACACAGCACAGGAGCACAACCCCUGGAGGGCUGGUGUGUGUAGGUUUUUGUUCCAAUAACAUAUUGCAACUUCAUUUCUGAAACAGUUGCAUAUGCGAUGCUGGUUAACUCCUGCGUCGGACCACAGUAAAAUCUUUUCACCAAGAAUACAUCAUAGAUAUUAUGUGCAGGCUGGGGCUGUAGCUCUGCUUUGACUUAGUCAAAGAACUUUUAUCAAACAAACGAUUGGGCUAAUCGCAUAAUAAGGAGCCAAAGCUGGCAUGAAAUGGGCCAUCAGUAGAGGUUUUUAAUGUCCUUUACCAAUACUGAAGGCCUUUCCAUCAGUUUCCAUUAUUCAGCUUUGCAUUUCUGCCCCGUGAAAAGAGAGGUGACCUUUAGAAUGAUCGUGAUUAAAAAAUAAUCAUAGAACAUGUUUUUUUAAAAUAUUUAACUAGACUAAUUACUAUUCAAAUUGCUAUUAUAUAAGCUGAAAUAUUAAAGUUGAGGGUGCCAGGCUGAAAACAGUGCAGGUUACUCUGAUGACAAGAAAAUGAUUAAUUCACUGCAGUGUCGGGGGAAACGUUCCGAUUCCUCGCCAAGAACAAAAGCAAGGCUUUCACAGGAGGAGGCAGCUAAGAGUAUCCGUGCUCAUCGUUUGUUAAAUCUGACAGUAUCAAUUUUCUUUAAACAGAAAAAGGGCACAGAAACGGUUAUUUAUAUAAAAUUAAGGGGGUAAUAUUUUACAUUCGGAUAUUAAUUAUUUAUUCCCAGAGUAGCACACAUUGAUUUUUUUUUUAUUAAACAAAUUUGUAUCAUUAUUUUUAUUUGUGUUAAAAAUUUAGGAAUGGUGAGCUGCUUUAUAAUAAUAUUCAGAGCUUAUAUUAAUUUUCAUUUUAAUUGUAUAAUUAUCUGUAUUCUGAAUGUCUCUUCAGUCUUGUCACUUUCCAUUGUAGUAUUCUAUAAAAGCCUGCAUUAUUCUGUAAGAUAUACAAUUUCUACUAGUUUUGAUUGCAAUUUUCUUGUUCUGUCAUCUUGCAAAUCAUGAGUUUAAAUGUUUCCUUUGCUCUAUAUAAUGUAUCCAUGUCAUAAGCUAUUAGAAAUGUAUUCAAAUUAAAUGAAACUUGGCCUUCUAA